This is a messenger RNA of Gryllus bimaculatus (two-spotted cricket), 170 nucleotides long. NCBI's taxonomy places the organism in Eukaryota, Metazoa, Arthropoda, Insecta, Orthoptera, Gryllidae. The record is from the annotation of a GenBank genome assembly.
GUCCUCUUGUUCGCCUUUUCGCUCAUCUGCGCAACCCAACGGCAACGUCAAACCAAUUGGCAGCGCAGCCCGCCUUCCGACUCCACCAUUUCAUUUCUUGCACGUUGAGAGCACUGUCGAGUCCGCAAUUCACCUUCAACCAUCUUUUCGGGAGUUGUGAGCGGUAAAAG